Messenger RNA from Recurvomyces mirabilis, 1821 nucleotides. RefSeq names its product RNA polymerase II mediator complex subunit (gene SRB4). Lineage: Eukaryota; Fungi; Ascomycota; Dothideomycetes; Mycosphaerellales; Teratosphaeriaceae. Gene Ontology annotation, molecular function: transcription coregulator activity. Bases 1 to 1821 code for a protein of 606 amino acids. The transcript has a single exon. The record is from RefSeq and is a predicted model, not a curated record. Gene Ontology annotation, cellular component: mediator complex; core mediator complex. Gene Ontology annotation, biological process: regulation of transcription by RNA polymerase II.
AUGGCAGCACUGUCUCUCAAGCCAUGGUCACGCGCCUCGAACGACACAAGCACCCUCAAAGACAUCCUAGGUCGCGUACAUCUCGAACGAGGCCACUUCCGCGACAUCACCGAAGCCUCUCUACAAGAAGAACUAGCUAAUGAUGGCGCCCUCGAACUCAGCUCUAGCUCCGAUGAUGAAGCGGCCGACGAAGAUGAGGAGAAGCAAGAAGCUGGCAAUGCCAAGCCAAAGACACGAGAGGAUCUCUGGAAGGCUCGAGCGGAAAUGCUUCAGCACCUUGACGCGGCACACAAUGAUGUUAUGAUCGCACUGGACUUUACUUCCCUGCUCUUGACGAAGGAGGCGCCGAAAGUCGCUGCUCCUACCGUGAGCCAGGGCUUGAAACAGGAAGUACCGCUCGGCACGUUGGGGACGGAUAUCUGGCAUCGUAUGCCCGUCGACAAGGUACGGGAGGUGCAAGAUGAGGCUAUAAGUACGAAUGUGAGGAUGGAGGCGCUGCAAAAAAGUGCGGGUAGCUUGCUGGCUGCGGCGGAGCGAUUAGAGGGGAAUGUGAGGAGGGAGACGAGGUACUGGGGUGAGCUCUUGGGUGUCACGGAGAAAGGGUGGAAUGUGUGUCGGUUACCAGGUCAGAGAGGGCGGCUGGGAGUGACUUUCGGGUUUGGAGAGAGUGUGGGAGAGUUUGCGAGGAGAGGUGUGGCGGCUUUAAAUGCUGAUGCUGAGGGCGCGGUUGUGCUUGAGAGGGGCAUUGGAACAAAGACCAGAGGACUGAGGGUGGAGAUUAGAUGCGGGCAAGAGGUCGUAGGGAGUUCGCGUUUGCCACGACUGGUUGGUGAAGACGACCUGACGCUGGAGACAAGAAUACGACAUGCGAGAGACAGUUUGUUCGACGAGGAGUUGUAUCACGAGUUGGUCCGCGAGAGCCGAUCGGCAACUUCGCUUGGUGUGAGCAUGAAGGGAAGCAGUAUCUGUUUCCACUCUGGAGCUGACGAUGAUGGCGAUCGGGCUGAAGUAUCGUUCGAUCUGGUGUCGCUGGACGAUUCCGACAAUGUCUCCGCAAAAGGCGGCUUGGAACAAGACUCCGUCGCACAAGCUAUCGCAUUGGCGUCACGACUAUUACUCACCCAAGCUCAUCGCGAUCGGUUGCGAAAGCGGGCAGAGGUGCCUUUGCCCAUAUCUGAGAACCGCAAGGACGACCAGCCACUUCUACCGAUACUGAAACCGAUCAUAGCGUUCCUGAUGCAUCAGACUGCGAUUGAUCAAUGUAAUACCUAUCUGAAGCGACUUGACAAACUCCUUUCGAAAGCAAACUUAGAGUACCAAUGGGAAAAAGCACAUGUCAACCUCCCUGCUCUCUCCGACGCCAAAUGUGCAGAAGCAGUCAUUCGAGCACUAAUGCAACCCUGGAAAUCUGAUAGCCUGCUUUCUAUCGAGAACCACAAGAUCGCUAUCAAUAUGGAGACGAGUCUGGCGUACGGCUUUGGCACGAACUGGUCACUCACCACCCACAAUGGGGGCUGCCUUCGUGUCAACGACAUCGACGAACUACGCGGUGCGGUGGAUAGAUCUGUAGCGGGCGCUAUUGCUGGGACUAUUAGAGAGAAGGCUGGCGAGGGGUGGACGUCUAAUGAGCGGGAGCUCUUGCUGAGGAGAGGCCGGGGAGAGGACGGCAAGCAGGGCAAAGUGUGGGUUUCUCUGAGUGGCGAUAUGGGUUUGCUGAGCAUUGCAUCGAUGACUAAAAAGGUUAGUUGGUCAACGGAGGGUGAGAGUUCUGAGAUGAGUCUGGCAGAGGCCUGGUCAGAUAUCGUUGAUGUUAAGCCAUAG